AUGGCGCUCGCAUUCCCAUCGCUCAUCUCGACUGUCGCUCCGCUGCCAUCGUCCCUUUGGAGCGCCAACCUCUCUGCGCCGUACCCGACGAACGCGCCGUGGCAGAACUUCGUGCUGGGCGACGGCGGCAGUCCCGAGGUCGUGCCGCCCUACGCUGUCAAGAGCAGCGAGGGGCGCAUCGCGUGGGGAGCGCCGCCGAGAGACGCGCAGCCGGGCUUCAUCAUCCAGAUCACAGCGCUUCAACGCCGCAAGCAUAACGAUGUUAAACCGCCACCCAGGCAACCGGUGGGGUCAACUGUACUGAACGCAAGGUGCAGUGCGACUGCAGCCAGCACCACCAAGGAGCAUGUCAUGCUACUUUGUGCAGCAUGUUCGAAAAACAGCGACAAAAGUGCAGUGGCGCAUAUUCCAGUUCGACCAUUCAUCACGUUCCAUUUUGCGUUCAUGGCGACGCUCAUGCUCUCCACGCUCGAGGGCCUCUCCACCCACCAGGUCGCCUCCUACGACGACACCUCCGUCACCCUCGCCUACUCCCCCUCCUCCGCCUCCUCUUCCUCCCCCUCCUCCUCCUCCCCUUCUUCCACCCCAUCCGCCGCGCCUGUGCUGACGGUGCCGCUGGUGCGCGGCAGUCCGUACCUCACGUUCCUGUUCGCAUCGCCGGGGGCCACGCCAGUGAUCGCCACGGACGGUGCCAUCAUGGAUGUGCAGUCCACCGCGGAUGGCACCAAGCACCGACUCACCUUCAACAACGCCCAGACAUGGGUGCUGUACGCGUCCGCGCCGCUCACCUUCUCGCUCCACAACAGCACGCUCACCGCCUCGUCACCCUUCACCGGCACACUGCGCGCCGCGAUGCUUCCUGGAAACUCCCCGGCGGAGGAGGAGGCGGUACUGGACGCAUAUGCCGGCGCCGUGGUGGUGGGCGGCGAUGUGAAGGUGCAGCCAUGGCGGGUUAAGUACGCUUGGAGGGUGGCGCCGUGGGGCAGUGAGAGUGCUGCUGCUGCCGCUGAUGGUUCUGCUGUGCCGCUCAUGCUCGCCCUUCCCAUUCAUCGCCGCAUGCACCUCAAGGCCUACUCCCCCACCUCCACACCUCCCCCUGGUGUCAACUUCCCGCCCGUCACCCCCACGCCUCCCCCCGUCACCUCCCCCCCUUCUUCUGCCCCUGCCUCUGCCCCUUCUUCCGCCCCUGCCUCUGCCCCUUCUUCUGCCCCCGCCUCUGCCCCUGCCUCUGCCCCCGCCUCUUCCCCCGCCCCCGCCUCUGUUCCUCCCCCCUGCACUCCCACCCUCCCCCUCACCGCCGCCUCCCUCUCCGCCUCCUCAUUCCUCGCCGCCUCAUCCGGAGGAGCAGCAGACUCAUCAUCAUUCUCAUCAUUAACAGCAGAAGCCAUCACACCAUCCGCAGAUCAAACCGCCCCAACACUGCUCCAGCCCCCAUCAGCAACAGCAACAACACCCAACCCCCACGUGCUGGUCUACCCCACACUAGACGGCCCAGCAGUGGGGGUAGCAGGCAGCAGGUGGGAAGUCUCCUCUGCACGCCUCCUGGCACUCGCCCCGCCUCUCCUCCGACCCCUCCCUCCGCCUCUCCCUCCGCGUCGCACUACAGACAGACGUCGCCGCCCUCACCCCUAUCACCACCACCUCCACCUACUUUUUGGGAAAACUGCCGCCCGCGCCGCCCGGCUGGCUCUGAUCGCAGAGCAGCUAGGAGAAACAGCAGCAGCAGGGACGGCGGUAGCAGUGGUGCGAGACGCCCUAACUGCUUGGUUCAACGGGUCGUUCGCAGGAAACUCUCUCCUGUACGACCCGGCGUGGGGUGGUAUUGUAAGCUCCAGCGGGGCGGCAGACUCGGGGGCGGAUUUCGGCAUGGGGUGCUACAACGACCAUCAUUUCCACUUCGGCUACUGGCUGUAUGCCGCUGCUGUAGUAGCCAAAGCGGACCCGGCAUGGGCCAUGACCCACCGACACUCUGUGCUCAACCUUGUGUCUGAUAUCAUGUCCCCGCGUGCCACUGCGGCGUUCCCAAGGUUGCGGCACUUUGAUUUAUACGCUCUGCACUCGUGGGCGAGCGGGCUGUUUGAGUUUGGCGACGGGAGGAAUCAAGAGAGUUUCAGUGAGGCGGUGAAUGGGUACUAUGCGGUGGCGCUGCUGGGGCAUGCGUUUGGGGAUCUGCACCUGGCGAAUCUGGGCGCCACACUGGCUGCUGUGGAGGCCGUUGCUGCACAGACGCUCAUCCAGGUGCCUGAGAGUGCUGAUGGCGGUGGUGGCGCCCUGGCAGCAGCAGCCACGUCCACCUCCCCAAACUACGACCCAAUCUUUGCCGCCCCAAACCGCCUCCUGGGCAUGGUGUGGGCGGCAAAGCGAGACGCGGGGCUGUGGUUCGCAGCAGCAGAGCAGACGGACAAGCGCGUGGGCAUCCAGGUGCUCCCCGUCACGCCCUUCCUCGCUCGCCUCUUCCCAGACGCCGCUUUCAACCGCCAGGUGGUGCAGUGGGUGCUGCCUGUGCUGGGUGAGGAUGGCACCACGGAUGAGUGGCGUGGGUUUGCAUGGGCGCUGCUGGCCACAUAUGACCCGGCGGCGGCGAGGGAGAACAUUGAAGCGCUGACAGCGUUUGAUGAUGGGAAUAGCAAGACGAAUAUGCUCUGGUGGCUCGCUGCCAAUACUCCUUAG
Molecule: messenger RNA, 2670 nt
Organism: Closterium sp. Yama58-4
Lineage: Eukaryota; Viridiplantae; Streptophyta; Zygnematophyceae; Desmidiales; Closteriaceae
Source: the annotation of a GenBank genome assembly